GUAAACAACAAUGGCGAAAAUUUGAGCAAAUGAAAGUUUGUUUCAAUAGUAAAUGGAUUUUCACUAGCCAACAUUUACAUAGGAUUUGUUUCUUUUGUUUGUAGUUGUGUUCAGUAAAAAAGCUUUUGAAAUUAUCAAAAUUGAGCGAAACAUCAGUCGAAUACAAAGUUGAUAUGUCGUGAAAUUGUAGGCGAAUGAAUAUAAAUUGUUGUGUUGUGAAUUUGAUGUAAAUCUAUGGAGAAAGUGGUGUCUAUCAGUUUCAAUCAAGAUCAUGGUUUGUAAUUAUUUUGUGCUUCUUGAUUGUAUUGUUUCAGUAGAAGUUUUUAGACUAGCUAUUGAUGUAAUCGAUUAUUCGAUGACAUGAUCGAUAGAUCGACUGUUAAUCAAUAAAAACUGGUGUAAUUAUGAUUCCAUUAUUGGUUUUUGGCCCAGGGAUUUAGCAGAUAAUCAGCUUUCAGGUUGAUUAUUUGAUUGCUUUAAUGAUUGGUUACUUCAUUGAUUGUUUGAUCAAAUAAUUUGAUUGGUUAUAUGUCAUUGAUUGAUUAAUUGCCUUGACUAAUUGAUUGAUAUAAUUUCACUGACUGAUUGAUUGGCCAAAUUAUUGAUUGAUAGUUGGUCUAAUUAAUUAACUAAUUAUCUAACUGACUUAUUACUUAAAGAACUAACUAAUUAUCUAAUUAACUAACUUAUUAUUUAAUGAACUAACCAACUAACUAACUUUAGAAUUAUCUAAUUAACUAACUAAUUAUCUAAUUAUCUGAUUAACUAACUAAUUAUGUAAUCAACUAAGUCUUUCAUCAAAACAUUAUAUUUCAGGUUGUUUUGCAAGUGCAAUGCAGAAUGGUUUCAAGAUCUAUAACACAGAACCUUUGUCACAAAAAUUAAGCAAAGGUACUGUGGACCUUACCCCAGGAGCAGUAUAUAAUUUGUCCUGCAGGGGGGGGGGGGGCACAGGCCCCCAGUCAGGCAGAUUUUCUUUUAUUUGGUAUAAUAUAUUUUGUCGUGACAUUAAAAUGCUGAGAUGAAAAUGAUGCUUAAAAUCCCUUAUAAAGUUGGCCAAUUAAAUUCAUCAAUGUCAGACAAAUUUAUGUCCGUCUGCCCCCCCCCCUUAUUUUUUCCACCUGUACACUAUGUAUUAACCCAUGCCACAUAUGCCACAGUUCACUCAAGAAAUAAAGAAUGUAUAUUUAUGAGCUUUCUUUAUGAUCUCUAUUUGUUAAUUUACUUGUUUGUACAUACUUAGAGCUGGAUGGUGGUGUCUCCCAAGUUGAAAUGUUACACAGAAGUAAUUUAGUAGCAAUUAUAGGAAAUGGCAUGGGAACAUACUCAAACAAUAAAGGUUAUUUUUUUUAUUCAGAUGACUUUCCAUAAUACUAUCCCAAGAUGUCACAAGGAUUUGAGUUAAGAUUUAGGUCAUGAUUACAGGUUCUGAUUAGGGUUGUAGAUUGGUUUUGUAGAUGGAGUAAAUUCGUCAGGCAUUAGACGGAGUAAAAUAAUAAGGUAGGGUGCAUCUGGGUGCAUUGCCACUUAAAGGGUUAAUAUGGAAAUGACUACCCAAUAUAUUAAUUUUAUUUUUUUAUAGUUUUCAUUUGGGAUGAUAAACUUGGCAAAUUUGUGUUAGAGUUUAAGUUUAAUAUACCAGUAUUUAGAGUGAGACUAAGGAAAGACAUGUAAGUGAUCAUUUGUAUAGUACACAAUUGCUUUCAAAUUUGUAAAAAAUAAUUUUUGUCCCACUUUAACCAUGUGAUGACUAUUAGCUUUCUAUUUUUAAAGGAUAUUUUUUGUGCUAAGAACAAGAAUUUAUGUUUGUUCAUUUCCAAAUGAUCCCAAGAAAAUUUUGUACUUUGAAACAAGAGAAAAUCCAAAAGGUAUUGAUAAAAAAUCUGCAGUGACAUGGACACAUAAUAAGUCAUACAGAAGCCCAACUUCUUGGUUUUUCCUAUGAUUUUCCAAUGAUUUUGGCAUAACUGUAAUUCAUAACCAGUGAGCAUGUUUGAGAGGCAUUCACCCCCCUGAUAAUAUUCAAAAUGGCAGACGUCCAGGGGGGAUGCCUCUCAAAUGCACAGCACUGGCUAGGACCAUAUGGCAUCAGCAUUUUGAUGAUGAAUCAUGGCGUGGCAGCGGUUACUCGAGUCUACCUUCUGUGUGUCUUUAUUCUGUGUCAUGGAUAUGUCUAGUGGAAUCUCAACCUCAUACCCAGGGCUAGCCGUGAGUUGCCUUCAACGCGUGGCUAGCCCUGGGUACAAGGUUGGUGGAAUCUCUGAUUUACUUGGGUGCAUUUUUGUUUUUUGUAUUAUACAGGUUUAUGUCAAGUGUGCCCAAAUCAUGAAAAAUCAUUGAUUGUUUUUCCUGCAAAGAAAUGUGGAGCAAUUGAAAUCAGUGUAUGUUAUUCCUAGAAUUUCUCAUUUCAAAAGAUAGCUGGAGAUCUGAACAAAAUAAAUGUGCCAUAUUUCACUUGUCACGUAACAAGUUGGUGACAAGAAGCUGGUAGCAACUUGUUAUGGACAGUUUGGUCUUGUUGGAACAACUUGGAGCAAGUCUGUUUCCGUCAUCAACCUUGUAACAAAGUGAAUUGUUGUAAAAUGAGGAAAAUAUAAACCCUGUGAAGUUCGCAAACUUUGUAUAUAUUUGCAUUACGCGCGCAAAAAAUAACCAUUGAGCCGAUCAAAGUGGUUAUUUUUACCGCGCGUAAUAUCUGAAAUAUAUACAAAAUUUGCGAAAUUCAUAGGGCUAUAUGUUGUUCAUUUUAUAACAUUUUGCAACCAAUCUUUGCAGUUUUACUCAUUCUAAGACGCUCUUUCUAGCUGUGGUGUUGGAUGUCGUUCUUCUUGCCUUGAUCAAAAUUUAGUCUAUAGCCGGGAAUCAUCCAUUACAACUUGCGCGUUUUUACGUGUGUAGUCUUCAGAGAGAUUAACUACUGUAUGCAAUAUACAUUGAGUAAAGCCCUGGGUAAACUAUAUAGGAAACAUUGUUGCGGAAACAUUGUUUCCUACCAAUGUUUCACCAUAUUUCCAAGAGUGCGCAAACACUAGGAAACAUUAGUGAGAAACAUAGGGAAACAUCAAAUGUUUCUGAAUUCGCUAGGAAACAUUUUUGCUUCUCGGGAAGCAAAUUUUGUUUCCGCAACAAUGUUUCCAUGGGUGGGCAAACAGGGAAACAUUUCCCGAAACAUCGAGAAUCAUUAUACAAUUACUUUAUGGUUUCCGUGUUUGGAUGGCCUGAUCCAAACACGCGGGAAUGUUGCGAGAGUUAAGAAAAGCGCGCGAAACACGAGCCGAAGGCGAGUGAUUUUGCGCGCUUUUCUUAACUCGAGCAACAUUCCCGCGUGUUUGGAUCAGGCCAUCCAAACACGAAAACCAUAAAGUAAUUGUUUUAUAAAAUAACAGCAACACGAUAGUCUUCCGUGUUCGGAUGGCCUGAUCCAAACACGGGUUUCGACCAAUCAGAGCACGCGUUAUAUACAUGUUAUUUUAUAAAAAUGUUUCCACAACAAUGUUUCCUAAUUUUUUCUGUGUUGGUGCAAUGUACUCAGGUGAAUAUGAUGCUUGUGAUGUUACUCUGAGUGUAUAUCCACACCGGACAAGCUUGAAAAAUAUGCCUGACCACGGUGGGAAUCGAACCUACGACCUUUGGAAUACUAGCCCAAAUCAUGAUUAUUAGAUUACAUUGAUAUCGAAGGAACUAGAUUCUGUUCCGAAAUAUCACAUACUCGAACCGACCAGACCGCGUAGCUCAGUUGGCAGAGCAUUGGGCUAGCAUUCCAAAGGUUUCCUAGUUUGCCCAGAGCUUAACCAUCUUGCCAUUACCUGGAAAUAAGAUUUCUUUAAAACUUCAAUUCUUCCUCAGGAUCUUUCAGCAGUUCAACCUGGCGUGUCAUCGUCUCCUGUCACGAUCAGCGCACACCAAGGAGAAAUAGCGUGUCUGGCAUUUAACCAACAGGGAACCAUGGUCGCUACCGCCUCUGAUAAGGUCGGCUGUCAUUUUCUAAAGCAAUUACAUUUUACCAAUGUCAUGAAGGGAACACAUCCUAAUCCGUAAAGUACUAAGUCACAUUUUAACUAACGUUCCUAGAGUAAACACUUUAACUUUUCAAAAUAGCUACGUAUUUGAAUAGAGCUCCUAAAACAUAUAAUUGCUUGCCACCAUAUAUCCGUGACGCCAUUGGCCAAAUGAAAUCAUACUUGUUGAAAUAUCACGAAAUGACUGAACUUAUAUAUGACAGUAAUGUACCACAAUCAUUUAAAACUGUCUGUGUUAAAUGUCACUCCUUUGUCGAGCCUUGUAGAUAUGAUGUGUUGUAAUUGAUGUAGUGGAUAGUUUAAGAGACCCUAAGAAUGGGGCAAUCACCAUGCAGUCAUUUAUGUCAAAGCUCGUUAAAUAAAAAUUAAUUUUCACUUCUUUCUAUAGGGCACACUGAUUCGCGUGUUUGACACGCAGAGUAAGCAGUUGGUUGUGGAACUAAGACGAGGCGCUGAUCAUGCAACACUAUACUGGUACAGGACUCUCUACGUUCGUUAAAGGCACAGUUCAGCCUUUUGAACGAUGAUUUUUAAGGCGCAUUUGAGCCCUUUUAAUUGAAAAACUAACUAGGAAAAUCAAUUAAGCAUAACUCAAAAUCAGUAAACUCGAUGUUUUUAACAAUAUAAAUGUUUUAAAAUGUUAAAAACAUUAAGUUUGGUGAUCUUGAAUUAUGCUUAAUUGAUUUUCCUAGUUAGUUUUUUCAAUUAAAAGGGCUGAAAUGCGCCUUAAAAACCAUCGUUCAACAGGCUGAACUGUGCCUUUAAGUCUGGUUUACACCAUCAAAGUUUCUGUGAUCACAGUAGAAAUUGGUCAUCAUUAAAUUCUAAGUUUUGACGAAUUUGUAAGAAAUGUUAGAGGGAACUUACUUACUGUUAAACACCAAGUCAGUUCCCUCAAACAUUUCUUACAAAUCCUUCAAAACUUAGAAUUUACCAUGCAAAAUUCCUACUGUAAUCACAGAAACUUUGAUAUUGUAAACCAUGCUUUAUAACACUCAGUAAGUUCCCUCAAACAUUUCUUACAAAUCCUUCAAAACUUAGAAUUUACCCAUGCAAAAUUCCUACUGUAAUCACAGAAACUUUGAUAGUGUAAACCAUCCUUUAUAACACUCAGUAAGUUUCCUCAAACAUUUCUUACAAAUCCUUCAAAACUUAGAAUUUACCCAUGCAAAAUUCCUACUGUAAUCACAGAAACUUUGAUAUUGUAAACCAUGCUUUAUAACACUCAGUAAGUUCCCUCAAACAUUUCUUACAAAUCCUUCAAAACUUAGAAUUUACCCAUGCAAAAUUCCUACUGUAAUCACAGAAACUUUGAUAGUGUAAAUAGGCUUUAACUCUUUAAGAGGCAAUGCACCCAGAUGCGCCCUACUUUAUUAUUUUGACUCUGUCUAACGCCAAAAGAUUUUACUCUCAGGGGAAGAGUGCUGCCACUCAAUGGGUUAAUCAGACUAUCUGUCCAUGCACCCUGUUAACCCUUUAAGAGGCAAUGCACCCAGAUGCACCCUACUUUAUUAUUUUACUCUGUCUAAUGCCAGAUGAUUUUACUGUCUAACGCCAGACGAUUUUACUCGUCAGGGGGAGAGUGCUGCCACUCAAUGGGUUAAAAUACGUGUAUAGUCGAAAUAAGAGGCUGGAAAUUUUCAUCCUGUAUAUAAGAAAUUUUUGUUAUGAUUUAGUAUCAACUUCAGUCAUGAUUCAUCGUAUCUGUGCGCCUCAAGUGACAAGGGAACUGUGCAUAUCUUUGCACUUAAAGACACAUCAUUGAAUAAACGAUCUACGUAAGUUCAAUGUAUGAUUUGAUGCUUUGAUCUAGACAAGAAAAACGAAGCCAUUACCAUAGCAGGAAAGAGCGUCUUAAAAUUAGUAAAAUUACAAAGUUUGGUUUGGUUUAAUGUUGGUUUUUCCACAAUUUUCCAGGUUAUCAAAGAUGAGUUUCCUUGGACAAUACGUAGAGUCGCAAUGGGCUUUGGCCAACUUUACUGUUCCUUCUGAAUGUCCGUGUAUCUGCGCAUUUGGCCCUGGCAAUUCUGUCAUAGGUGGGAAGACUUUAUGUUCUGUCCUUCUAUCAGUUCUAAACUGUUCUCCCUGGAGGUCCAGUAAGGAUCAUCUCUUAUUGAUCCAGUGUUACUACAGGAGGAAACCUAAGCUAACUUUAUUUAUACUGGACAGCUCUAUCAGUUCUAAACUGUUCUUCCUAGAGGUCCAGUAAGGAUCAUCUCUUAUUGAUCCAGUGUUACUACAGGAAGAAACCUAAACUAAGCUAACUUUAUUUAUACUGGACAGCUCUAUCAGUUCUAAACUGUUCUUCCUAGAGGUCCAGUAAGGAUCAUCUCUUAUUGAUCCAGUGUUACUACAGGAGGAAACCUAAACUAAACUAACUCUAUUUAUACUGGAUAACUCUAUCAGUUCUAAACUGUUCUCCCUAGAGGUCCAGUGGCAGUAUGUUUAGUACAGAAGUGUUGACUCACCUUUUUAAUCCUUUUGUUUUCAGCGAUCUGCGUUGAUGGAACAUUCCACAAAUAUAUUUUCACUCCUGAUGGCAGCUGCAACAGAGAAGCAUAUGAUGUAUUUUUAGAAGUAACAAGAGAAGAUGACUUUUAAAUAGACUGCGGACUGUGCGAAAUAUAACCUCAAGUUAGCUCGGCAGUUAAACCUCGGCCUAUACGAAAUAAAAAUGUGGGCGUUCCGAAGUGAAACCUUAAAAUAGACGCAGUAGUUAUGUACGAGACGAGAUCGCAUACAGUCUAGUUAUUGAUCGAUCAUGUUUUCGCUCGCUACUUUGGUUUAUAUAAAUGAUUAAAUUAAUACAAAAGUUACAAAGCCCAGUCGAAUUGUAAUCAAGACCCAACGUUUCGACAUUAUGAUUCGACUGGGCUUAAAGGGCUUUGUAUUCAUUUAUAUCAUCUAUCGAGUAGCGAGCGAAAACAUGAUUGAUGUACCUGGUUGGGAAUUAUCAGAGUGAGAAAAUAAUUCAGAAUUGAUAUUUUACAAGGCAAUUGAUAUGUUACACGCCCCUCGUGGAAAUCAGCUUCAGUUGACGAGGUCAGCGCGUGUUUAGUAAAAGUUAUAUAUCUAUAUCUAUAUAAUUUAUUUUGUUCUGGUUUAUGUAUUCACUAGUAUAAAAAAACAUUAAAAAGUUACUAAAAGUUAAAAG
Molecule: messenger RNA, 7173 nt
Organism: Paramuricea clavata
Lineage: Eukaryota; Metazoa; Cnidaria; Anthozoa; Malacalcyonacea; Plexauridae
Source: the annotation of a GenBank genome assembly